AUGACAUAUUUAGACUGUUGUUUGAGGGGGACGAAAAUUGCUGCUGUACUGCUACAGCCACAUUGAGGUCAAAUUUCUAAUGUUGUAAUUUGUUUCUAAUGCUUUUGUAAGAUGUCUAGUUUUUCUAGAUCAGCCCAGCAAUGGGCGACCUUUGCAAGAUCCUGGUUCCUAAUAGACGGUAGGAUGCAGCCUCCAGGAAAGAUCGCCUCUAUGUGCUCGGUGCGGCUUCAAGGGAAGCAUAAACCCAUUUACCAUCCACUGAGUGAUAUUGGAGAUCAUGUGGUGGUCAUGAACACCAGACACAUCGCCUUCUCGGGAAAUAAAUGGGAACAGAAAGUGUAUUCGUCUCACACUGGUUACCCUGGGUCGUUCAAACAGCUCACUGCAGCCCAAAUGCACAAAAAAGACCCAACGGCUAUCAUUAAACUGGCUGUUUACGGGAUGCUUCCCAAAAACCUCACCAGAAGGACCAUGAUGCAACGGCUUCACCUCUUCCCAGAUGAUGUCCUCCCUGAGGAUAUUCUGAAGAACCUUACAGAGGAACUUCCUCAACCCAGAGAGAUUCCUCGCAAGCUCAGCGAGUACACACAGGAGGAGCGGGACUCUUUCCCCAUGCUUUGGACCCCGCCAGAAGACUACAGGAUGAAAUGAGCAUCAUAAUGCAGUUUCCCCAGAUUGUGUGUCUUACUUUGUCUAGGAGUUUGGGACUUGGAAAUGUCCUUGUUUUAUAUUGUUAAUAUGAAAUAAAUUAUGUCUCAUAAAUCA
Pimephales promelas (fathead minnow) is the source of this 765-nucleotide messenger RNA. It is a transcript of the gene mrpl13, whose product is annotated as mitochondrial ribosomal protein L13. Gene Ontology annotation, cellular component: mitochondrial large ribosomal subunit; ribosome. The record is from RefSeq and is a predicted model, not a curated record. Lineage: Eukaryota; Metazoa; Chordata; Actinopteri; Cypriniformes; Leuciscidae. Gene Ontology annotation, molecular function: mRNA binding; structural constituent of ribosome. Gene Ontology annotation, biological process: negative regulation of translation; translation.